AUGCAUCAAGGAGAUUACAGUUCCGCUCCAUACUACCAAUUCCCUCACAUGCAAAACCCCAACCCUACGCCACCGCCUCAAUCCGAUCCAAUUCCCAACCACUACGCUUCCGCACCACCGUUCACCCCCACCCCCAAUUACGAUUACCCAAACCCUACCUAUUCUCCAUACCCUCCUCAUAAUCCCGAUCCUGUUCCGGUUUCCAACCCUAAUUUCAAUCCUCAGUUCGAUUCCAAUCCUCCUUAUCAGCCACCGUCACAACAACCCUAUUAUCCUCCGUAUGAUCAACAUCAAGCACCUCCAAACUACGCCCCACCAAACCCUAACCCUAAUCCCAAUCCUAUUCACAACUCAUCGUUGUAUAAUUCUGCUCCCGCUCCCGCUCCGUAUUCCCACAUUCAUACCGCCUCUUCGGUUCCUCCGAUUCCGACUUAUGAGUCGUAUGAGAAUCCGGUGAAAUCCGAUUACGGUGCUGGUGCUUAUUUUGAUGACAGAUACGGAGGAAGUUUUAAUCGGAGCCAGUCUGAUUUAGGAAUGGAAUUAUAUGGUAAGCGUCACGAUGGUGGUUUGUCUAGAUAUGAAUCCGGCGGUUAUGGAGAUGGAGUGUAUGCUUAUCAAGGGGGUAAAGUGGAGCCAUAUGGUGCGCGUGGUACGGGUUCUAAGUCUUCUACUUGGUCUUCCACACCGUCAUUUGAUGAUUUUGGGAGGCCGAUUAGUUUUAAUUCUGGGAAGGAGUCUUCGGUGGCAAGUAAGAUUGUGAAGGCAGUUCCGAAGGUUGAUACUCAGGAAGAUGUGAAAAGUGGGGUGCAAAAGUUUCGUAUCAAGAUGUUGGCUGAGAGUGGUGGUCAGAGUACAAUGGAUGUUCUCUGCCAGGUUGGUUUGGAUGGACUUCGCAUGCUAGAUCCAAAUACCAGUCGCACUUUGAGAAUAUAUCCUCUUGAGAAUAUUACUAGAUGUGAUAGAUUCGAUUCAACUACCUUUGCAUUUUGGUCGAAGAGCCCUGUAGACAUUGAGCCAAGACGGAUCAGAUUGCAGUCUAAUAGUUACACUACGAACACUCUUUUGGAUACAGUGACUGCUGCAACCAUACAGUUCAAGGAAAUGGGUGGAAACAGGAGGCCUGCUGAAUCAUUGAAAACAAAUGAGCAGUCUACAGAAAGAAAGAAAGGCCUUGGUGAUUGGAUGAAUAUGAUUAAACCUGCCAAUGAAGAGAAAGAUCAUUGGGUCCCAGAUGAAGCAGUCACAAAAUGCACUGCAUGUGGCACUGAUUUUGGGGCUUUUAAUCGCAAGCAUCACUGUAGGAACUGUGGCGAUAUUUUCUGUGACAAAUGUACUCAUGGUAGAAUUGCCCUAACUGCUGAAGAGAAUGCUCAGCCAGUACGAGUUUGCGACAGAUGCAUGGCAGAAGUGACUCAGCGGCUGAUCAGUGCCAAAGAAUCAUCAAGUAAACCUCUUUUGCAGAGCCAUGAGGAUCUUGCUCGGAAACUUCAGGAGGAGCUGGAGAGAAAUCGUAAGACAUCUGGAUCAGGUUCCAAGUCUGACGGAUCUGGAAGACGGAUGAAGGAAGUUGCAUGUCCUAUAUGCACUGUCCAUCUGCAGGUUCAGGUACCUACCUCAGGUUCAGAGACCAUCGAGUGUGGAGUUUGCCAGCAUCCAUUUCUUGUGAGUUCUUAUUGA
Messenger RNA from Vicia faba (fava bean), 1677 nucleotides. The record is from the annotation of a GenBank genome assembly. Lineage: Eukaryota; Viridiplantae; Streptophyta; Magnoliopsida; Fabales; Fabaceae.